Rotaria sp. Silwood2 is the source of this 258-nucleotide messenger RNA. The record is from the annotation of a GenBank genome assembly. NCBI's taxonomy places the organism in Eukaryota, Metazoa, Rotifera, Eurotatoria, Philodinida, Philodinidae.
AUGAUGAAAGGGUUAACUAGGAACGUGAUAUCAAUCGAUUCACUCGAAACACAAGUACAAGUCAGUGCGCAAAAAGCUCUUGUUAUUUUACAUGAAGCCACAAAAGAAGCCGAAAGCAAAGUUCGAAAUAUGUUAAGUCGAAUAGAUAUUCUACCACCGUGUAAUCCUUUAACACCACCAGGCACAGCACUGAUAACUCCUCUAACUACAGCAACAACCCCAAUUAAAACUACAACUAUAUUAGGUAGAGUGUGUUAA